This is a messenger RNA of Photinus pyralis (common eastern firefly), 825 nucleotides long. Its product is annotated as pre-mRNA-splicing factor Syf2. Gene Ontology annotation, cellular component: post-mRNA release spliceosomal complex; Prp19 complex; catalytic step 2 spliceosome. The record is from RefSeq and is a predicted model, not a curated record. The transcript has a single exon. The coding region runs from base 91 to 801 and encodes 236 amino acids. NCBI's taxonomy places the organism in Eukaryota, Metazoa, Arthropoda, Insecta, Coleoptera, Lampyridae.
GUAGUUACCAUUCUGUCACCUGUUGGGGUUAUGUAAACGUCAUAAUAUUGACAUUUUGGUAAUCCUACGACUAAAAAUCCUUCCAGAAAAAUGGAUUCGGGGCAAUGCAGCAACGCAAAUUCGGAAGAAAAACCAAAAUCGUUUGCCGAGAAACAAGCAGAGCGGAUGAAAAGGUUUCGUCAACUGCAUACACAAAGAAACGAAGCGAGAACGCAUAACCACCAGGAGGUUGUUGCCGAAGAUGCCAGAAACAAAUUGCCUGCCAAUUGGGAAAGUCGCAAGGAACGAGCGGAAUGGUUAUUGAACGAUCAGAAAGCGAGACAGGAGGCUAAGGAGAAAGGUGAAGACUAUGAUCGUACGAAAUUGCUAAAUAUUUCGGCAGUUGAGGCAGACCGCUUUGAACGAAAGCGUAAGAAGAAGAAUCCAGACGUGGGCUUUUCUGACUUCGAAGCAGCCACUAAACGUCAAUACGACCGUCUCAUACGAAACAUGGCACCGAAAAACAUGGAGAGAUACGAGGAGAUGAAGCAGAAAUAUGGCGACGCUUUCUAUGGAGGUCGCAACGUAAUAAUUCACGGUUUACAGGAGGAUCGCAAAGAAGCGGUUGAUAACAUGGUAAAGGAUCUAGAAGAUCAAAUCGCAAAACGUGACAAAUACUCACGAAGAAGAACGCAUAACGACGACGCCGAUAUUGACUACAUUAACGAAAGAAAUGCCAAAUUCAAUAAGAAAUUGGAACGCUUCUAUGGUGAACAUACAGCGGAGAUUAAACAAAAUUUGGAACGAGGAACUGCUGUAUAAUAAUAAACAUUUACUAUAUCAAAA